AUGGACCAAUUGGCGUCCCAGCUUGGAAGUGCUGAACUUCAGGCUCUCAUUGCCGCAUUGCCACACGAUUUGACAAUUAACCCAGCUACGAGUAAACAAUCCUCCAGUUCGAGUAGUGAUCUAUCUGCUUCCAACUCAUCUUCCUGUAUCUUCCCUCCACUAAGUGAUAUGACUGCUCUUUCAAUGCUUUCCUUAGGAGCCUAUCCUGGUCUUUUCCCUGGAUUUCCACUACUUUCCCUUCCAUAUUUGAGCCUUCCUCCAAAUUCUACUAUCGACUCUUUGGGUCUUAUCAACUCUGCUAUUUAUCAACAACAAAAAGAUGCUCAAGCUGCAAUGUGUGCUCCAUCAAACGCCCUGGCAGCUACACUUGCUGCUGACGGUCGUCCACGUGCAUUCUCUAGUGCUGCCACGUUGCAACAUGUGAAGGAUCAAGAGAAACGUCGCAAACGUACCCGAAAGUGUGAACCAGCUCUCCCAAUUACCACGAGCACUAUCACUUGCUCCUCAAGCUCAUCUCCUUCCUCGAGCUCCACGAUGACUUCUGUACUUCGUACAUUAGUAGAAGAUGAUGAUGCUGAAGUACAUCCAAACAAAGUUCGUCCGAUUCAAGUCACCCCAGAAGAGGAAGAACAAGUUAGAAAAAAGACUGCUGAAUUGCUCAAAGCCAUGCCAAAGCAAUCCCUCGAACCAGAAGUCAGCUCAAACGGUCCACUCCGUCGUUUGAUUCGAGACGAAGAUCUUCCAGAUGAAGUCGGACCAGACUCUCCAUUCCGUCACUAUCCGAAGUAUCAGCAGAAACCCCGUUCACAACUAGUCAUGCUACAAGGAAUCCAAGCAGCCGUCGCCUGUAUGUGUAUAGAAGCUUUUCAACUAAACGAUAAAACUGAUGAGGAGAAAAACGCUCUUCGUCAGAAACAACGAGGCCUGUCGCUGGACGAUUUGGUCAAAGAGACGGUUCGCCAGGAACUCAUAGCUGCUGAAUAG
Molecule: messenger RNA, 984 nt
Organism: Caenorhabditis remanei
Lineage: Eukaryota; Metazoa; Nematoda; Chromadorea; Rhabditida; Rhabditidae
Exons: 4
Coding region: 1-984 (327 amino acids)
Source: RefSeq, a predicted model, not a curated record